Messenger RNA from Diplodia corticola, 2244 nucleotides. RefSeq lists its product as uncharacterized. The record is from RefSeq and is a predicted model, not a curated record. NCBI's taxonomy places the organism in Eukaryota, Fungi, Ascomycota, Dothideomycetes, Botryosphaeriales, Botryosphaeriaceae. The transcript is spliced from 4 exons. The coding region runs from base 1 to 2244 and encodes 747 amino acids.
AUGGACUCAUACGUUCACACUCGACAUCCUGAAGAGGGCCCUGCCAUAGAGAUGAAUGCAAUAGCGUAUGAUUCCCCCACAGCUGAUUUGGAUACCUCCCCGCUAGCCAGUCAGCCCGUAGCGCACCAUGAUUCCAUAUCCAACCACAGUGAAAACGAGAGACUUCUUGACAAUGAUACACUUCCUCGUUACGCUCAGACGAAGUUUCUCUCGAGGUACAUUCCCGAGGCCGACCCGAACCACGAACGCGCCCAGACCUUUCGAGUAAAGAUGGCGAAACGAUCGAUGAUGUUGUACAUCCAACAAGGUCUUGCGUACACAGUCGUCCUUGCGAAUAUUAGCUUCACGAUAUGGGCCUUUGCUGAGCACAGGCCUGUGCGAGGAAUCGGGACUCUUAUGACGGGAGACUGCACAGUUAUUUCACGACUGAAUGCUGGAUUGCAUCUGCUCCUGAAUAUUGUCUCAUCACUCUUUCUAGGAGCCGGGAACUACUGCAUGCAAAUACUCGUGGCCCCAUCUCGGGCAGAGAUAGAUGCGGCGCAUCGGAAAAGUAAUGCUCUCGACGUUGGGAUUCCCAGCUUCCAUAACUUCCGUGCGAUUGCAAGAGCGCGCGCCUCGCUGUGGUUGGGGAUUGGGAUAACUGCAACAGCACUCCACCUCUUUUGGAACUCCGCGAUUUUCGCAUCGAUUCCUUUCACAGUGUUUCCUGUAGCUAUCGUCACCGCCGACUUUCUCACCUCCGUGGAUGAUUGGAGUGUGACCCAUCCGAUUCCGGAGUCCUCGGAUUACUUCGAUCGGAGAUGGUCCAUAUACGACCUGCAUUUGGCAGGCCAGGGUUUCACGCAUCUCAACAAUACGCAAUGCAUACAACAAUACCUAGAUCCUCUUAACUCGACUGCCGACCUCAUACUUGUUUCCAAGGAUACGGCAGAACAAAACAAUGGUUCGUCGCUCCUACACGGGUGGAUUAGCGGUAGUGACUUCGUGCACUGGCAGUCAGCCACUAGAUGGGUGUGCGUAGCCCACGAAGACUAUAACUGGAACCACUACUGCUCGCAGGACGACAUCUCGCAGUAUGCAGAUAGCUGGAAAGUUCCCUCAUUUAAUAAAACUUGGGCACCGAUUGAGUACUGCUUGGCUGGGCCAUCGGGUAACAAUGCAGAAAGAUGUGGGUUUCAUUACAGUGCUGUCAUCUUGGUCCUUGUCUGCGUUCUCACCCUUAUCGAAAGUAUCUUCAUCACAUGGACUGCGAAGAGACACGAUUCGCCCACUAUGGUCACGACCGGAGAUGCAAUAGCGGAAUUUCUCAAACGGCCUGAACACGGAAACGACACUCUUCUCAGCUCAAGAACGAUCCAGGAGACGAGAGCAGAUACCGGAAUGAAUACGGCUGUGUGGAGGAGUCGGAACAAUGACAUCGCUCGAUGGUUUCAUGCCGUCGAUGGUUCAUCUUGUUCUGCAGGCGCACUUCUUAUCGGUGUGGUCUGUUUUAUCCAAGCUGUGCUGUUCUUCAGAUUUCAAUCUCUAUCCAUAUCGCUUCCAUCACUGUGGCGCUACGGCUUCGGCAAGGUCAACCCCUUUGGCCUAGUGAGCGGCAAGCUAGCGCGCGCAGCGGGCACCGCAGGGCUCCUAUCUCGCAUAUUGUUCGCAAACAGCUUCCAGCUGCUUGUAUCUCUGUGCUACCUCUUCUUGAACCGCCUUCUUACCGCCCAAGUAGCAACUGCCGAGUUGUUCCGCUUUCUGAAGAAAAAGAAGCCCCUCCGCGUGUCUUCCCCAGAGGGCAUGCAGCGAUCCUCCUACAUGCUCUCGCUACCGUGGCGCUUUGCCGCACCCGCUGUCGCCGCAUUCAUCUUGCUGCACUGGCUCGUCUCGGGAAGCGUCUUCGUCGUGCAAACGAGUGCCUAUAGCUCCGGCCCCGAUGGACAGAGGAUCUACAAGUCCGACGCAUCCCGUAUCGGCUUCUCUCCGAUUGGCAUCCUGUUCGCAGUGUGCGUCGGAGUAGUAGUGUUAGUUGUUCUUAUCAGCAACAGUUUCAGGACGUAUGGGGACGUUCCCAAGAGCUUGGUUCUCUUUGCCACGAAUAGCAGGGAAAUUAGCACCUUUUGCACGCCUAGCAGCGAGGAUACUGAUGCAUGGCUGUUUCCCGUAAGCUUUGGUAUUGUGUCCGACAGUGAAGGAGAAAGGGUGACUUUUUCUAGUGACGUGUAUUUAUUACAUCCGCUUGAGGGUAAUAGGGAGGUUUAG